Entelurus aequoreus (snake pipefish) is the source of this 6092-nucleotide messenger RNA. It is a transcript of the gene ism2b, whose product is annotated as isthmin 2b. The coding region runs from base 492 to 1874 and encodes 460 amino acids. The record is from RefSeq and is a predicted model, not a curated record. NCBI's taxonomy places the organism in Eukaryota, Metazoa, Chordata, Actinopteri, Syngnathiformes, Syngnathidae. The transcript is spliced from 6 exons.
UAAUAAUGCGUGCGUAAAAAAAGGCGCGUUUACCGACACCCGGAUGGCUGGGCGGCGCGCGCAUCCAACCGAGCCAGCAGCAGCGGGGAUGGACGUGACGUGUUCGGCGAUGCCUUCACGCAUCGCAGACACUUCGCCGAAUCAAGACGAGCAGCAAAAGCCACGAUCUCCAGAUGUCCGGGAGGAAAACACCCCCACCCACGACGCAGUGACUCACGGCUCUAAAGUAGCCGAAUAAGCGGUCGCCGGUGCGGACGGGAGGAUUCCUGCGGGGGCUCGCUGCUACUUAAAGCCGAGCCAAGUGCGGCUUUUAUGGGCAAGGGAGGCGUUGAGCUGGAGCCGACACAAGCUGGCCGCAUGUGGAUAACAUAAAAGUACCUCACUCUUCCACUCCACAGCAAACCCACUCAAUUUACUCCAGAAACACUACUUUUGUUGACAAAAAAAAAAAAAAAAAAAGUACUUUUAAUUGAAGAUUGUCCGGCAGGAAGAUGCGUCAAAUGCACUUUGUCAUGUUCUCCGUUCUUCUUGUUAGCUUGGCCACAGGAUUUCCCAGCAGACACACAAAUGCUGCUCACAAGGGUCACGGCCACCCAGUCCAGAGCGUCGGGAUCCAGUAUGACGCCGGUGACUUGGAGAGUCAGAACCAGGUGCAAAGUAUGCCGGAGCCCCACAGCCAUCAGAGAAGGUGGCCCCACCCUCAGCACCGCUCCGUGGGCAUACUUCCUCAGCCCGAACCCGAGGAAGAAACCAAACCCUUCAUCCUGGAUUUGAAGAACUUUCCAGACCUGGCAAAUGCGGAUGUGAACUCUCAAAACCCCAACAUUCAGGUCACAAUUGAGGUUGUGGACGACCCUCAGAUGGAGGUGGAGAUGGACCUGGCCAAGGACAACGAGUGGAUACCAGUAUCUUCCUCUUCUUCCUCAGUGGAAUGGCUCGGAGGAAAGAAGCUUUUCUGGCCGCUUUUCUGGAGCUACACCGAUUCAAGUGAGGACAGCAGCAGCCGGUCGGCCAUGGAGGAAACCAGUGAAGAAGAGGAGGAAGAUUAUUUGCUAGAUUACGGCAGCGAGGAGUCCUUACUCAGCGGAGUGGGCGGAGAUUGGGACAGCCAAUGGAACGAAGGCUGGGAUCCAAUACAGACCUACUAUGAGAAGGACACCGACGAGUGGACUCCGUGGUCGCCCUGUUCGGUCACAUGCGGACCCGGCGAGAAGAAGAGGACUAAGUCGUGCGGCUACUCCUGCACGCUGACCGAGGCCUCAAAGUGUGACCUGGAGCCUUGUCCGGGGGAAGUCAACACAGUGGCCGAGCCUUUGCCUUUCGACAUGGAGAAUGGCACCGAGCCUUUUGGAACAGAUGUGGACAGCUGCGAAAAGUGGCUCAACUGUAAGAGCGACUUCCUACAGCGAUACCUCCACCUGGCGUUCUUGGAGCUGCCCAACUGCCCUUGCUCCUUCCCCUCCGAGGUGGCGUACACCGUGGUCAGCCUCUACGAUGACGCCCACCACCGCGCCUUCCGAUGGCGGGACGCCAGCAGCCCCAAGGAGCGCCUGGACAUCUACAAGCCGUCGGCCCGCAGCUGCGUCCGCUCGGCGCUCUCCGGCGACUCGUCGACGCUCGCCGCGCAGCACUGUUGCUACGACGAACGCGGCCGGCUCAUCACGCGGGGGAAAGGCGCCGGCAUGCCCGACCUCAUCAGCACCGAGUUCUCGCCCGAGCUGCACUUCAAGGUGGACGUGCUCCCCUGGAUCCUGUGCAAGGGGGACUGGAGCCGCUUCCACGCCGUGAGGCCGCCCAAUAACGGCCUGAGCUGUCCCCAGAACCCCCAUGAAGACGUGUUCAUGAACGAACUGGAGGAGGCCCGGGAGUACUGACCAGGCCCUCCGUAGGAACCAUGUACUGUUUGUCUAAAGCAUGCGGCAGCCAUUUAUCACGCGUUACCAAGAGAAAACCUUCCCAACGUCCUCGCAGCAGCCUCAACUGAAGGAACUGAACGGCACGAAAAAACAUCCGGGUUGGUCCAUCGCUUGGCAACCAGCUUCAGUUCUGUACCAUGGACUUGACACGAGGGGAUGCGGAGAUCCCAGCUGGUCACGACGACGACAACGCUGCUACACCGAAACAUCGUUCAGGUGAAAAACACCCCUCCACAUUUGACCUAACUCACAAUAACGUGUUCGGUUUCGAACGACGUCAGGUCCAGAACGAUAAGCUAAAGGCUGUGCUGGAACAGCUUCCAGGCAGUGACGGUGUUUGAUUCCAGAUCCGUUUCCGCAUUCGGAGAAAACAUGACGUGGGUGCCAAAGAGUCGAGAAUCAGUGUUGGUGCCUGUGUACAUUCUGCCUCCUUAAAGGGGAAUGUUGCCUCUCAUUCACAAUCCUUCGGUGAGUCAAGAACACUUUCUUUUUUCUCGGCCUUCUAAAUAGUUAACAUCUGCUAGCAAGAGGCAGCUAACAAUGCAGGCACUGGGGAGUCAUCUGAAAAGAAAGUAAAAAAAACUUAAACAGCACUCCAUUCACAUUUUGUUACCUGCAAAUUAACCAAGCGACGUUGUUAUUGAAGGAGCUAACGCAGAGGAACUACUUGUUUGGUGUUUUAUAACACAGCACCUUGCUCAGAGGUAAGCUAGCCGACGAGCUGCUGCUGUUAGCUAGAUAAUGCACCUCUAUAGUAGAAGAUUGUAGCCAUAAACCCAAAAAGAACUUUGAAAUUCCUCACAUUGCCAACUAAAAUGCUGACUAAAACCAUAGUGGUGUGAAUGUUUGGGCACCCAACAGUUCGAUCCGAUUCUGAUUCCUGAGGUGACCAUUCAAUUUACAAUCGAGUUUCGAUUCAAAUAGAUUUUUGCAAGGUGUUAUUUGGUAUAAAAAAAAAAUAAUGAGACUUUUUCAAAACAGGCUACAGGUUAGAAAAGCUCCUUCUGGUUUAAAAAGAUUGGCCUAAAAACGUCUUUUUAAAAAUGUAUUGUUAUUAAAAAAAUUUUUUAUCAUAUAUAUGUAUUAUUUUUUUAUAGAGUUUUAAAAAUGAUGAAUUGAUUUAUAAUCAGAUGAAUAAGAAUUGUGAUUCAGAUGUAAAUCCAUUUUUUUGUGCACCCUUACUAAAUCGGUGGAUAUUGGCUCUCAACGACUAAGCAAGAUGCUAAUUUGCUCUCAGCAUUUCUCAAGUCCUGUGCUGAAAGAUACAGCCAUCCCGGUGAGAGCGGUCAUUGCAAGUGUUGUAUUCUAUUGUCGAUUAAAUCUAUAGCAGUAGAGCUAACUGUUAACGCGAGGACAAUGGUUUAGUGUUUGUCUAACGCUGAAUGUGAAUGUGAAUGUGCUUCUAAAACUUGUAGCUCAAAAAGACAAAGUUCUGAUCAUCAUUUGUUCCAAAAGCAGUCAAAUACAGGAAGUGCUAUCUAUGUUGUUGUUGACGGAAGUAGUGUUAGUUGCUAGGCGCAGCACUGAGAGCGGACUCAGCCAAGCUAUCUCUAGAUAAUGUUGCAAUGUACGAUGCCAACAAAGGAACAUACUCAAAAAAAUGCUCCAACGUAAGUUAAGUAAGGCUCCAUUUUACAAAAAAUGCGCAAGUUUGAUGCUAGUGUAAAUUGGCUUUGCUAUUGACAUGCUACUAAUUAGCAUUAGCGAUUUUAACUUUUUAAUUUCCACACCUCCAAAUUUGUUAAUAAAAACCACAACUAAGAUGCAUUUUACAAUCAAACAGUUGGAGCGUAAUAAGUACAAUAUUUACAGUAUUAACACUUUGUAGGGCGCAGCAACAGACAGCAAAGAUUAAAAUGACCAACGCAUAAAUUGUACACUACUGCCAUCUAAUGUCUUGGACCUGCAACUUUGAAUGUGAUAAUAAAACAGGAUAUAACAACUGCUUGUCAUAAUCAGCUCAUUUUUAAAUGUUACAAUAAAAAUAAAAAAAUAUUAUUAAAAACAAUAUUUACUAACACACAUAAAAGUACAGAAAAUCACUACAGUUGAUUACCGGUAUCAAUGUUGGUACCUUAUCGGUUCAAAGCGGUCCCUAUCCCUACUGUACAUUCAAACUUCCAGCAUGUUUAUAAAAACUUGUUGGAGGUUUUUCGGGUUUCUGCGGGUCAUUAAAAAACAUUAAAAUUUAUGUCCUGAGGCAUUAAAAUAAGGUCAUACAAUUACAAUUGGCAAGAAAAAAGACAACAAAAAAAACCACCUGACCCAGUUUUUUCAAUUCGGGAAAAAACUGCACUUUAUGAUGUUCAAUAUUUAUUUAAGUGCAAUUUUUGCUGACAAAUAUUGAGAGUUCAUUUUAGUUCGGUGUAUGUUUAAUUUUUUAAGACAAUUUCACCUUCCAAUUACAAUUGUACAAAAUACUACAGUAAUGAAAAAUAUGUUUAUUGCGUUUAAAAGGGUUACUUGCUUUAUUAUUAUUGUAUAUUAUGAUUACAAUAUUGCUUAAGUUUGUGUAAACUUUUUAACUGCUUACAAUGUUGUCGACACAGACAACUGUACGCUUUUGACUAUAAGUAUUUACGAUCUGUAGUAAAACAUGGGCAUUUAAAUUGUUUUAAGUUGCAAAAAAAACAACAUUAAAUUAGAUUUGCUGAUACCUUCAUAAACCCUGGUUUUGUUGUUAGCCCUCUCUUGCUAGCAGUUUUUCCCUAUUUAGAACACAGGAAAGAGAAAGACGUGUGUUCUUGUCUUACGUAAGGAUUUUGGAUGAUGGGCAAAAAUAAUAAAAUAAUGUUAAAAAGUGCAUUUUUCCUUAAAGUCCUCAGGGUGCAAACAUAGUAUAUAAAGGUUCUAUGGUCUUAACAGAGGUGGUCCUCGGGUCGUACGAAUGGGUUACGUUUCAAGUCUUAUCGGACAUAAACCCUUCUCUCGUUUUACGUUUUAACAUUUCAAAUACAUUUUUAGCUUUAAGGAUCAAUAAAAGGCUCACUGGGAUACAGCCUUGACUCUGCACUAGCAACCUUAUAUUGUCACAUUUUUGAGGAACAGAUCCUUGAAAAAGUAAAGGCUACUAAGGGUGUCAAAAAAAUCGAUUUUCAGAUUAAUCGCGAUUCUUAUUUGUAAUGAUUUAAUUGAUUCAAACAAUUAUAUCAGAGCUAUUUAUUUUAUGAAGGUACAUUACUGAAAAAGUAUUGAUUUUGAAUGGGGAAUCGAUUCUGAAUUGAAUUGUUACCCCAAGAAUCGAAUCGUGUGGGGCCGAAAGAUUCACAGCCCUAAAGACUACCGUCCUUAUCCUUGAUGAUAGUCUCGACAGUUGAUAUCAAAGAGCUCUUUAUGACAUAAUCACUUCAAUGCCAAUGGCUUUCCUUUCUUUUGGCACACUGUCUCCCAACUGUGAGGACCUGCCUCACAGUUGGGAGACAAUACCUAAUAAAACUUUAAACUCAUGCUAUUAAUCACCAAACAUCAGUUACCUGAAAGGCGGCAGUGAUCUUGCGGGUAAAUUCCCCGCGGCUAAAACUCCAAAAAUGUAAAAUUAAAGUUAAAGUACCAAUGAUUAUCACACACACACUAGGUGUGGUGAAAUGUGUCCUCUGCAUUUGACCCAUCCCCUUGUUCACCCCCUGGGAGGUGAGGGGAGCAGUGGGCAGCAGCGGUGCCGGGCCCGGGAAUCAUUUUUGGUGAUUUAACCCCCAAUUCCAACCCUUAAUGCUGAGUGCCAAGCAGGGAGGUAAAUCGUGCAAAGGUUGGUUUAUGCCAGCAAUUAGAUUGACAAGGGGAAAUUAAUUUAUGAUAAAUGCUCAUAACAUGCAACGCAACGUAUUUCAAGCCUUCUUCUGAUAUCAUUUUGAUGAUUAAGGCUCACAUCUUAUGAAAACCUCCAUUUGAAAAUUGCUGAAAAUUUGGAAUCUGAAAAAAACACAAGCUCAAAUAUCAAAUUAUAUGUUAGUCAAAGAAUUUGAAGUGUGAAUCGAAAUUGCAUUUAAACUGAAUAAAAAUGGGGUUUCACUCCGUUUAAAGUUCUAUGAUUAACCACAUUUCUCGAUUAAAUAGAUCAACAGCUCUGAUAAAUGUCAAUAUUACUUAAAAAAAAACUUGUUUUGUUUGAUACAAUUCAACCCAACUUUUACUAAAGUGGCUUAAAAAAAAUCUCAAUUAAUAAAAAAAAAUGUUGCC